Aegilops tauschii subsp. strangulata is the source of this 639-nucleotide messenger RNA. The record is from RefSeq and is a predicted model, not a curated record. Lineage: Eukaryota; Viridiplantae; Streptophyta; Magnoliopsida; Poales; Poaceae.
AUGACCCUGCUGCGAGAAGAUCUCCAGGGCGCCGACCCUCGCCUCGUAGCCGAGCGCUUGGGGCUGGUCUCUGGCGGGCUUCACUCAGACGUGUCCGUUCGGGCGGCGCUGAGCCAGGCAGCAGCAACCUCCGAGAGGGACAGGCAGGCCGCUGCCCAGGCCACGGCCGCUCACGCAGUGGCACUGAAAGACGUUGGGGCCGCCCAGGAUCGCUGUCAGUCGUUGGAGGCCGAGCUGAAGACCAUGCGGAGCGAGCGUGCAGCCGAGGCUCGAGACCGCAAGGCAGGGGAGGAGAAGAUGAAGGCCCGAGAGGACGCCUUCAGAGGUCGCAACGCCGAGCUGGAGCAGUUGGCGAAGGCGCAGGCCGCGGAGCGCAGCCGGUUGGAGAAGCUGGAGCAGAAGGUGGAGGUCCUGGCUGAGGACCACACGGCCUUCAAGCUUCUUGAGGAGAGGUCUCGCAAGGCGCUGCGGUCGCUCUACAAGAAGGGCUUGGAGGAGCCGCUGGCUACCGCCAACGAGGGCCCCGCCCAGCUGUUUCCUUAUCUGGUCGAGGCGCUUGAGGAGGUCGUGAGCGGUGAGGGCAACAUCAUUGAAGAAGAAGCGUCUCUUGCAGGCGACAGCGGCAGCGUCCGGGGAUGA